GUAACCUGAGAGCAGCAGCAGUAGAGGAGGAGGUUUUAUUAUUAGCAGCCAAAAAGCUGAAGCGCGGCACUUGAGACAUCCAGAUGUUGCGUUUGAGGCACCGAGAGAGGAGUCGGGAGAGUACAACUGUUUCCACACUGAAACUAACUCUCACACAUUAGUGUUCCUGUUCACCAGCAGCAGUGAUGGAGGCUGGCCGGCUGCACUAGAAGAGGAGAAGAGAGGCUGCUUUUGAAACAUUUCCACGCCACUUUGUAUCUGUUUGGGACAAAGAGGACAUUGUGGAGGACACUGAGGAGGACGUGAAGCGGCUACAACAACUAAAACUGCGCAGUUUGGACGUUUAAAGCUGAGUGAAAUGUUCGUGUUGGAGUUAAAUAGUCCCUCAGGCUGACUCUGUCGCUGAAAUAACGUGUUAAUAUUUCAUAUUGAGUGUGUUUUGUGGGACAUCAUCAUCAUGUCUGUCCUCUACUGGCUCCUGUGCACCGGGCUGUUCUCGCUGCCGACGUGCGGAGCGUUUUUCCGCGGACCGCUCCAACCGGAGAUGUCUAACGGGACCUUCCACCACUACUUCGUGCCGGACGGAGACUACGAGGACAACGACGACCCGGAGCAUUGCCAGAUGCUCUUCAAGAUGACCGACGAGCGAAAGUGCGGUUUGGCCGAGGACCAGGACGCCGUGAUCCGGGACGACUUCACCAUCAUCAAGCGGCAGAUCGAGGACUCGGCCCGGGUGCUGGAGGGCAUCGGUAAGAGCAUCUCCUACGACCUGGACGGAGAGGACAACUACGGCCGGUACCUGCGGAGGGAGACGGCGCAGAUCGGAGAGGCGUUCACGAACUCUGAGAAGUCUCUGCUGGAGCUGGAGGUGAAGUUCAAGCAGAGCCAGGACAGCGAGCUGAAGGAGGAGCACCGGCUCAACGACGACUUCCUCAACAUGGUAGUGCACACCAGGGACGUCCUGAAGGACACGCUGGACAUCUCUCUGGGACUGAAGGACAAACACGAGCUGCUGUCUCUGAUCAUCCGCAGCCACGGCACGAGGCUGAGCAGGCUGAAGAACGAGUACAUGAAGUUCUGAGAGAGAAAGUAGUCCCUACAGGUCUCACUACAGUAGUAGUAGUAUGUUAUUGUUUUAUAUGGUGACCACGAGGCAGAGGCAGAGCAGUCAUAUCAGGGAUAAAAACAAAACUUAAAGGGUCAGUUCACCUAAAUUACAAAAUAACAUAUUUUUCUCGCUUAAUUCAAGCGCAGUGGUUCCCUACUUGGAUUCCCUCUAAUUGGUCAGGAGAUGGUCGAUAUAUAUCUUCAGUCUCAAGGCGAUUAAUGUGAUAGGAAAUAAGAAAAAAAACUAUUGUAAGCUUAUUUUCGGACUUAUUUUAUCUAAGCUUUUUUUUUCUUGUGAAAUACUCGACAGUUCACCUUUUCUGUUGCUGAAAAUUAUUCAAAUUAAACAAUCUGCUCACAACUCAUAGUCAUAAGCGACCCUUGAUGAGGGGUUGCGGGUACACACUGCUUCACUUUAAAGUAUCAGAAAUACAUUUUUAAAAAAAAAGGUAGGGAUCCACUGCUCUAGAGGUAGACUAUGUAGUCAUGCAUAUUGUUUUGGUUGAAUUUGCCCGGGUUUUGUGAUAUGUCUCCUGGAUUACCAAAAGGGCAACUGCCCCGAGACCCCCAAAAGCCUCCCAUAUUCACUGCGUGUCAAUUGUGAUUUGGUUAUUUGUAAAUUGUGUUGCAGAUAUAGGCUACUAAAGUACAAUAUCAACAAUGAUGGGUUUCCUACAUUAUUACCUGAUCUCACGGUCCUGUUUUGUAAAGGGGUCGUGUGUCAGCAUCUGUUAUUUUUAGUUUAUAUUGUGCUCAUUUGGUCCACUUUCCUAAAUGAAGUUGUGCUCCAAAUAAUAAAAAUAUAAUAUUGUGAGAGAAACAAAGUAUAUUCCAUUUACAUCCGUUCCAUUCAUGGCAGAAAUCUCUGUGAGGGCUGAUAUAAAAACCUGGGCAUAUACAACCAAAACUAUCUCCAUUGCUAGGAACUGCUAAGAAAAUGUGUUGUUUUGAGCUUUUAAAAAGUCUGGUGGACUGUAUCUGACACCAACAAGCUUACUUUCUAUAAAAAGACUGAGGAGUGGGCAAUGAUACCUCUUUCACAGUAUAUGCAAUUUUAUAUGACAAUAUUAUGAUACAUUUUCUGGAAAAAGCCAACUGAGAAAAUGUUAAGGGAUACAAUAACCAGAAAGGAAUGACUGUUUUUGGCUGACCCAGCAAACUAAAUUCCUAACGAAGUACUGCAUCAUAUUGAUGCAAAAGAUCAUAUAAAAAUCCAAUAUUGCCAUAAAGUGGUCCCAAUGCACCCAGAGAUAUUAAAGAGCCACCGAGGUAUAAACAGUAAAAUCACUAGACAAAUAUAUAUCAUCUGAAUGUGUAAAUCGUCAUAUUGCCCACUCCUAGAGCCCAUUGUAAUGGUCAUUACGCACCAUAAAACACACUAUAGUAGUUAAAUAUUUUUAUUGAAAAAUGGCUAAAGAGUAAUUAAAGUAAUAUUUUAUAAGAAAUGAUGUAUGGCACUAUCCGUCCGUUGGUCACUUUUGGUAAGUGCGUUAAAUUUACCCGUAAACAGUCGCAGGUUUGUGCGUGUGUGUGUGUUUGUAAGUGUGUGUGUAAAACAACGACUUCAAAUAUGAGUCAGCCAAUCCAAAAAAGUGAGAACAGGAACUAUCAGUUUUCAUAACACUAGUACUGUAGUCAGAUGAAUGGUUUUCCAAACUCAUUCAGUACUCUGUGACCUAAAAAACGGAGUGAGGAGUGAGUUUUGGAGCGAUUCAUUUGAGGAUUAAGUAACAUUUUGGACACGCUGGACAGCCUAUGUGUCAGUGUUCAUAUCCACUAGUGACUGCUAUGUGUUAGGUUUGAGUUUGACCCAAAAGUUGGAUAAAUGAGUUUUUUGAAUGAACUCGUCACAUAGCAGUAAAGCAGGGGUGGACCUCAUAUAGUAGCCUGGUUGAAAACUCCUACAGUAACAAGAGCAGCUGUUAUUGUUGCUCUCUUAUGACACUCCAGAUGAAUGUUUCUAAGAAUAUCCAAGAAUGUUUACAUAUGGACACCAAGGUUGUAUUUUUUUUUCUUUAUAGGAUAUAGCAGACUUUGCACAAUACUUUUCCGGUGCUAAAGGUUGUGACAUGAUUUUUAAAUACAAGACCGUUACUGUGCUGUUCUGCACAGGCAGUAUAAUCUUGGAAAAUGUACAGUGUAUUAUUAGAAGUAAGUAAAUACUGUGAGUGCCAAUAUCUUUAUUACAAAAUACCUUAACAUGUAUUCAUUGUUUAUAUAAAGUUUUGAAAUAGAGCUGCAUAUAUAUAUUCUUGUUUACCUUGUUAAGAUGCGUGGUGAGAUGUAAUACCCUGACGGAUAAGACUGCAGGCAGCACUCGUGGACUUCAAUGUCAAACACCAAUCUGUGCGACAAUAUUCUUAAUGGAUUGUGGUGUCUUCUUAAAUAAAGAGUUUGUGUUUGAA
This is a messenger RNA of Sebastes umbrosus (honeycomb rockfish), 3512 nucleotides long. RefSeq names its product fin bud initiation factor b (gene fibinb). Lineage: Eukaryota; Metazoa; Chordata; Actinopteri; Perciformes; Sebastidae. The transcript has a single exon. The record is from RefSeq and is a predicted model, not a curated record. Bases 458 to 1081 code for a protein of 207 amino acids.